UGGUCCAUCUGUCCUUGGCGCUGAAGGUCCGUUUGUGUUGACGUUAAUAAGAGACGCGAUAAGCAAAAUAGAAGAGAAUUUUUUUUCUGUUUGCUUCUAUAUUUUUUUCACUUUGAUUUAAUUUUUAUCUUAACUUGUGCAAAAGCAAAAAUGAACGGUUUCCAAUAUCCGAACCGGGAGAGCAAAUGCACCUGGAAGGUCGGCGAUAGCCGGGAGGAAUCUCCACACUCGCAUCGUCCGACGCUAUCGAUCGAUAGAAACUCAAUCCUUUCAGAUAUAACUCAAGCUGUUGGAAACUCCCCGCUCGUGCGCUUGAACAAAAUACCUCAAACGGAAGAUAUUAAGUGUGAAGUUUUGGUAAAAUGCGAGUUUUUAAAUCCCGGGGGUAGUGUUAAAGACAGGAUUGCAGUGCGGAUGAUUGAAGAUGCUGAAGAACAGGGAUUACUUAAACCAGGGAUGACAAUUAUUGAACCCACUUCUGGCAAUACAGGACUCGGAUUAAUGAUGGCAGCAGCUGCCAAGGGGUACAAGUGCCUGAUUGUAAUGCCGUGGAAAAUGUCUGAAGAAAAAGUGAGCGCUUUGAGAGUUUUAGGCGCUCAAAUUGUCAGAACUCCAACUGAAGCGGCUUUCGAUUCACCUGAAGGUCUCAUAGCUGUGUCGCAAAAAUUGAACAAAGACAUUCCAAAUUCUAUCAUUCUCAAUCAGUAUGUAAAUGCUGGCAACCCUCUUGCUCACUAUGAUGGUACGGCACUUGAAAUUUACGAACAGUGCAAAGGGAAAGUGGAUAUGAUAGUCGCCGGCACCGGAACAGGCGGAACGAUAGCUGGAAUUGGCCGUUUCUACAAAGACAGAAAACUAAAUACAGAAAUCGUCGCUGUCGACCCUUAUGGUUCGAUAUUGGCUGAGCCGCAAGAGAUGAACCAGACUGAUGUCACAUUUUACGAAGUCGAAGGGAUUGGUUAUGAUUUCAAACCGACUGUUUUAGAUUACUCUGUUGUUGAUUCUUGGGUGAAAGUUGGAGAUAAAGAAUCAUUGCUCAUGGCUAGAAGACUGAUACAAGAAGAAGGACUCCUUUGUGGUGGUAGCAGUGGUUCUGCUCUCGUGGGUGCCUUGAAGGCAUGCAAAAAGCUCAAAGAAGGUCAACGUUGCGUUGUUAUCCUUCCCGAUGGAAUAAGGAACUACAUGUCGAAAUUUGUCAAGGACGAAUGGAUGAAACAACGCGGGUUUGUAAAAGAAUAAAAUUUUGAGUAAGUUGUUUUUUCAACCUGUGGUUACCAUUGUCAUUAAUCUUCUCCAUCUCAGACUCAACCUAAUUUGUCCAGUUUUUUGCAUAUUUUAUCGAAAGAAAAAUUUUUACAAUGAAAUAACAGUGUUGUGUUGAUCUGUGGAAUAUUGGGGUAGUUUUUUAUGAAUAAAUUGAAUAAAUUGAAA
Molecule: messenger RNA, 1431 nt
Organism: Cimex lectularius (bed bug)
Lineage: Eukaryota; Metazoa; Arthropoda; Insecta; Hemiptera; Cimicidae
Product: cystathionine beta-synthase
Exons: 6
Coding region: 151-1239 (362 amino acids)
Cellular component (GO): cytoplasm
Molecular function (GO): cysteine synthase activity; cystathionine beta-synthase activity
Source: RefSeq, a predicted model, not a curated record